Molecule: messenger RNA, 1869 nt
Organism: Aspergillus homomorphus CBS 101889
Lineage: Eukaryota; Fungi; Ascomycota; Eurotiomycetes; Eurotiales; Aspergillaceae
Product: protein phosphatase regulator REG1
Exons: 2
Coding region: 222-1841 (539 amino acids)
Biological process (GO): protein catabolic process in the vacuole; cellular response to glucose starvation
Source: RefSeq, a predicted model, not a curated record
ACAAUCUCCCCGCCAUGAUCUCAGCCCACUGGCGCUUUCGCUAGAUCCGAGGCUUGUCGCUUUGCCCGACACUGUGAACGACAGUCGCAGACCCUUAUCAUCUUCGAGCUGUGUCCUUGUCUCUUUCCACUGAUCGCAUUUCUUGGGCCACCCUUCUCUCGCCUCCCGUAAGCUUGCUGGUCUGAUAUCGCUCCAUUGACUUGCACGGCUUUGCUGCGAAGAUGACGGCCGUUCUUUCCGCCUCCCGAGAGGAACACGCGCGUUUCCCUCCGGAUUCUUUCCGCUCUGCUAUCACUCAGACCUAUUUCAUUGAGGAGCCUGAGAUUGCUACCGCCAAGUCUGCUGUCCAUGGCUUCCAUCCACCAGAGUACACGAACUCAAUCACAUCUAUGCAUCCGUCCGACUCACCCUCCUCGGACCUUGCACUCUCAGCCGCGGACCAUUUCUCCUCGAGAGCCACCACCCUUAGCAGUCUAUCUUUGAGUGUCGGCGAUGAUCAAGAUGACAGCGAAUUGAUACUACCAUCGUAUGACUCUAAUCAGUUCCUCCCAAAAGAACCGGAAGCCCUUAGUGAAGUGUCGGUAGACUCGUCGGCGGAUCUUCAGCGGUGGAAGGCGCAGACACCAGCUGCCGAUGAUAGUUCAAUUGAAGAUGAGCCAUCGAGACAUGUCGACUAUCUAUCUCACGAGUGGCGGCAGGAAGACAUAUGGGCUUCGUGGCGUUAUGUGGUCGCUCGUCGAAGCGCCUACGACAACGGACUGAGGUUGGAGAAUGCGUCAUGGCGGACAUGGGGCAAGCUGAAGAUGAAUUUGGGUACAGUAUCCCCAGAGACUUUAAAUUGGCUUAAAGACUGUGACGUUACAUGGCUGUAUGGGCCACUGAAAACGUGCGAUAGACGGGAGCCGGCUUUGAACGACUCCCCUCCGCCGAGUCGAUUCGCAACGCCAACUCUGUACCCUGACAGAAAGCCAAUACUGAAGAAGAGAACCGCCUCCGAAACCAUCCUUCAACGCUCUUUAUCCCAACAUACUCUCCUACAGCAUGCAGGGGCUAUUUUGAAAGCACAGGAAGCGGAGACGAAUCGAAGUCGACCGUCUUUCCAACGCUGCCCCUCGGAUCUUGGGCAGGUGCCGAACCAAUUGGCAGCUACUUUUGUUUCAGCGUCUCUUCGCGGAACCACUACCGAGACAACAUCGUCAGGCAUUGGGUCUCCCAGUGAAAGACGACAUAUUCACUUCAACAAUGAAGUAGUGCAAUGCAUCGCAGUGGAAGCAAAGGAAGAGGAGGAAGACGAUGAAGGGCCCGCGGUUCGCGAUGACUCGUCCUCGGAAGACGGUGUCGUGAUGAUGAAACAGAUUCACCCUGACACAAGGCGGAGCGAUCAAGCCACGCUUCGUGGUUGCUUCAGUGCUGAUAACAAAACCAUUGCCCCCCUUCCCUCGACCACGUUGAAGUAUCGUGGUGACACUCCCGAGCCUCCGGCAGGCUCAAUAAUGGACCGUUGGUCCUACUACUUCUCCUCGUCGACUUCCUCGGCAAAGACUGCUCGGCCCUCUACUUCCGCCAACUUUCUCUUGGACGAAGAUGAUAGCGAUUAUACCUUUGACUGGGGUUCGAGCCGGAGCUCCCACGAUCCAUCCAACACCAGCCGUCCAUGGUUUGUAAAUCCCGAAGAUGACGAAGAGCUCGGCCACUACUUUGACUCGACGUCACCGGGUACGCGUACUCCGACUGAAGACGAAGAAAGCUUGAACGGGAGCAUCCUUGAUCGCGUUAUCGAUACAAUGAAUACCGCCAAAGACAUCGCUCACGUGAUAUGGAAUGUAGGAUGGAGACGAUGACUUUGUCCUCAUUCUCCAUGAAUCACUC